Messenger RNA from Thrips palmi, 994 nucleotides. Its product is annotated as RNA-binding protein pno1. NCBI's taxonomy places the organism in Eukaryota, Metazoa, Arthropoda, Insecta, Thysanoptera, Thripidae. The transcript has a single exon. The coding region runs from base 93 to 791 and encodes 232 amino acids. The record is from RefSeq and is a predicted model, not a curated record. Gene Ontology annotation, cellular component: nucleolus. Gene Ontology annotation, molecular function: RNA binding.
GGAGGGAGGGGGGGCGCCAGUCGCGGGUUGCAUUUGUUUGUUAUGACUUUCUGCUCCCUGACCCACGUGCAUAGUAGUUCUCUAAGGAAAACAUGAACGCAGAAAAGGAAGAAAGUUUUGUGCAACCCAAGAAGAUGUCGAGGAAACGCGCCGCCUCUGCGGGUGACAGUGCAAUGGAAGUGGAAUACAGAGGCAUUGCUGGUGCCAAGGCGAAUAACCUCCCCGGAUCCAAGAGGCAGCGCACGGCGGUCGACGUCCGCAAGGUCCCCGUCCCGUCUCACAGAUAUACUCCUCUAAAGGAAAAUUGGCUCAAAAUCUUUACUCCGAUCGUGGAGAAUCUACAGCUCCAGGUGCGCUUCAACCUCAAGACCCGCAAUGUGGAGAUACGACCCUCCGAUCAAACUCCUGACGUUUCUAACCUGCAGAAAGCUGCGGACUUUGUGAAAGCGUUUGUGUACGGUUUUGACGUGGAAGACGCCCUGGCACUUCUUCGAUUGGAUAACUUAUUUGUUGAAAGUUUCGAAGUCAAGGAUGUCAAGACCCUGAAUGGGGACCAUCUCUCAAGAGCUAUUGGGCGACUAGCUGGGAAGGGCGGACGUACAAAGUUCACUAUCGAGAACAUAACAAAAACCCGAAUUGUUCUAGCUGAUUCAAAGAUUCACAUUUUAGGUUCUUAUCAAAAUAUUCAAGUUGCGAUGAGGGCUGUUUGUAAUUUAAUUUUAGGCAGUCCUCCCUCCAAAGUGUAUGGACAGCUUCGCAAUGUGGCAAACAGAAUGGGAGAAAGGCUGUGAUCUAGCAAACAUUUGUUAACUUAAAUUCUAUAUUGUAUGAUAAGUUUCUAAAUUGUAUAUAAGCACAUUGAAUCCAACAGCUUGACUUUGUAUCCACCGAAUUCUUUUAAUGCGGAUACUGUGGUACUUUCUUAAAGAAGGCACUCGUCUAACUUUUCUCAAACUGUUUGUUCAUUUAUAUCAAUAAACACAAUUACUCAAAA